AGAGAGUGAGAGAAAGAGAGCGAGAGAAAGAGAAAGAGUAUGUGGGGUGGGGUUAAAUCCCGAGAAAUACCUGUUUGUUGACUCUUUCCAGAACUUCCCAGAACAUAUUGUUCAUGAUAGGCUUAAUAUUUAGCCUAAGAUGUGAGCUUGGUAAGGGAAAACGAGUCAUUGCGCUCAUUUAUUGUCAUGCUCAUUUAUUUACUUUGUUAAAACCUAGCUUUUGGAUCCAAUUAAAAAAUAGUGGUCGCUUUCCGGCGAGACACGGAGAACACAGUUAAAGGUAAAGAAAUGGUGGGCGGACUUUUGAAAUGAAAUCUACUAUGUCUUGGUUGUCAUACGCAGUCCUACUGUCAGGGUUUUCAACUCUCGCGCUGGACAUGAUAAUGGUCCCUCAAUGUGGACGAGUCACAUGUUCACAGGGUAAUUCUACCUGCACUGUUGAAGAUAUCCUUCUCCCAAUGGACACGGUGUCUGGUUCUGAAGCUAUCUGGAACCUAGGGGUACAGGCUAAGCUAUGCUGCACAUCAGAUGCAUGCUCACCCUGCAUCCUCAUCAGCAUCCAGCUCAACAGCAGCCUCGUUGAAGAUGAGGAGAGUGACUACAAAGAAAACUUAGGAGUUUGGGAUCAAAAUGAUAAUGCGAACGUGAUGGUGUGCUACAGUCCAGUAGCCUUCAUGCCUGCAUGUAAAAACAUCCAUUUCAACAUAACGGCUGCAACAGCACCUGAGGCUAUUCAGGCGCAGCUGUCACUGGUGGUGUGUGAACCAAAGAGUGUGCUUUUCAGCAGUGAAGUGAGCGUGAAUGUGGGAUCACUGCAUCACAUGGUGAAAGUGCCUUCCGUGGAUGAAGUGUGUUCCACAGAACAUCAGGGACUUGUCGAGGCUUGUGAUGCCCCUAGAAUAGGUGCAGAUAUUGACCAGAUAAGGGGCGUGGUGAAUCUGAGUGCUGAACACAAGAGUGACAACUUCUUCCCACUAAAGAUGUGCCUUAAGCAGGAGAGAAAUGGAGCUUGCAAGAAGUGGACAGAAAAAGCCAUUCCACUGCACUCUGUCAGUCCUUGUAUGUGCAUUCAGAUGUGGUGGGAUAAAGUAGAUGAAAGGUCACACCGAUCUGAAAGUUGUCCAUUCAAGAAAACUGAAGGUUUUCAACGUAACGUGUGGGCGAACGUGUCUGUGUCCGUGGUCCGAGGCCAGAUGAACAGUGGCGGUAGCAUGCUUUCCUGGAACGUGUCAACCCCCUGCAGGCUGGAAGCUGAGGUGUGGCUGUGUCAGAGGGACGCAGGUGUGGGUGGGUGCAGGGAACAGGGGAGCUCCAGGCAGCCUCUGUCCAACGGCCCAUGGAUGGAAAACCGCAAAGGACUCUGGCAGGUGCAGGGAGCGUUUGAAGACAUAGAGUCUCAUGUGGACCUGUGCAUGAUGGUAAAGAUACAAGGAAUGGACAAAAAUAUUGGCCCCUUUUGUCCUAAUGUAUAUACCAGCAGGUGGCGGAUGAGUCUACUAGUUCUUGUUAUUGUGCUGCUAAUCGGCAUAGCGGUUCUCGGAAUCUGUUUCCUGCAUAGCACAGUGAAACAUGCUGGUGGGGAGGGUCACAUCAUGCUGCUGAGCCCCCCAGAUGCAGAGGGGCCCGUGUCCGAGCAGGUGUGUGAGCUGGGCUCCCUCCUUGUUGCCCAGGGCUUCAGGGUAUGUGUGGAUCUGUGGAGCCGGGCCCAGCUGGGCUCUCUCGGGCCCCUGCCCUGGCUGCACUCCCAGCUACACCUCCUGGACACCCAAGGGGGCCGGGUCCUGGUGGUCCUGACCCGCUCUGCCUGGGAGAGGGCCCAUCAGUGGGGUCAGAACCCUCACCAACAGGGCCACUUUGCCCAGGCCCGGGACACUCACACAGAGGAAAGUGGAGACAAGGACAGGGACUCAUCCCCGUAUACAGACGUCUUCUCAGCUUGCCUCAGUUGCAUCCAUGCGGACCGCCAGCAGGGUUGCGUAGAAGAGCGUUUUACCCUGGUGACCUUUGAAUCGCACCCUGCCCGGCCUGCCACAGGGAGCAAGCGAGGUCUCCCAGAGCUGCUCCAGGGGCUGCCCUGGUUCCACCUGCCCUCCCAGAGUCAGGGGCUUCUGUCAGCACUGUCUGGGGGUAGGCGAGGGGUGAGACGAAGGAGGACUGAGCGGCUGAAGGGCGGACUGUCUUCAAGCUUACAAGGUUAUAGGAGAGACUCACAGAGUGGGCAGCCAUAUCAGUGGGUUUAUUCUGAUGUGAUUAAAACCCAAGAGGCUGGGCCUCUACAGCAUGUCCUGUCAACCAAGUCAACCUGAGAUUCACCCUUUUUUCCCUGCACUGAUUAUACCACGCAAUGAAUAUGUCUUCAUAUUUUGCAGAUUACUAAAAAAGUAUUUAUUUUUUGCGGCAGAUAUUAAGUGAAACAAUACUAUACACUCAAAACAAAGGCUUUAGAAGCCUUUACCGUUACUGCACUAGUAUUACUGUAGAGUGGCAGGGCGUGUGUGAGAUGUUGGCUCGCUAGCACCUCCUGCUGGCAGUAGGGCUGUACUCAGCUGUGUCAGGUGCAGGGUUGUCCUGACACCUGAAAGACAGGAUAAGGACCAGCACAUCAUGUGUGGAGUGUACAGCAGGCUGGACCCUUCAAGACAACACUCAUGCAGCUGAGCGAGGUCUGUGUGUGUAAAUGUUAAAAGGUCAGUUGAAAAAAGUAAAACAUUUUUCCAUGUGUUUUUAUAAUAUUGCUGUGUGUCAAUUUGUGUGUGUGAUUGCUACCUAUUGUUUUAGACAUGAGUAUGUUACAGCACUGGAGCAAUGUCAUCCACCAACACCUACUCAAUGCCCAAAAGUGCCU
Molecule: messenger RNA, 2845 nt
Organism: Hypomesus transpacificus
Lineage: Eukaryota; Metazoa; Chordata; Actinopteri; Osmeriformes; Osmeridae
Product: interleukin-17 receptor C-like
Exons: 15
Coding region: 309-2306 (665 amino acids)
Molecular function (GO): interleukin-17 receptor activity
Source: RefSeq, a predicted model, not a curated record